Molecule: messenger RNA, 1629 nt
Organism: Oryza sativa Japonica Group (Japanese rice)
Lineage: Eukaryota; Viridiplantae; Streptophyta; Magnoliopsida; Poales; Poaceae
Source: RefSeq, a predicted model, not a curated record
ACUUCCCAUUUCUUUUACACCCCAAUCUCACCCUCUCCAUCUCUCUCUCUCAAGCUCUAAACUCAAUGGUAAUGGGCACUUAAUAGUAGCACUAAUACUAGCUACUGUUUUAGCAGCAGCAUCCAAGCCCAAUCAAAUCAAGCUGCCUCACUGAAAGUCUGAAACUGGCCAAUCAGAGAGCUCCUGCAAAAACAACCCUGAAACUACUCUGGUUUGCUAUCAUCCAGCUAGAUUCUGUUGCCUCCUAACAUCGUCGUUUCGCCGCCGUCACUUUGCUCGAAUCAUCAGAGCUCUAGGGCUACCUGCUAAUUAACCAUAGCCAUGGGGAUUAUUAACUGGAUGCAGAAUCGACUCAGUACUGCUAAACAAGACAAGAGACGAACUGAAGCUGCUGCUGUGGCCUCGUCAGCUCGCAGACGAGGAGGAGGGGGAGGAGAGAGUUGCCGCCAAGAAGAAGCUCGCGACGAGAUCAAGAUCGCCGGAGAUCACCUCCUCUCCAUCGGCACGCUCGGGAACGAGUCGCCGCCGCGACCGCCGGCGGCGGCGGCGGCGACGGCGGCAGAGGAGGUGGCGGACUUCACCAUCGAGGAGGUGAAGAAGCUGCAGGAGGCGCUGAACAAGCUGCUCCGGCGAGCCAAGUCCACCAAGUCCGGCAGCCGCCGCGGCUCGACGGCGGCGGAGCACGACGCCGACGAGCGCUCCUCCUCCUCCUCCUCCUCCGGCAGCCAGCUGCUGCUGCCGCUCGACAGGUUCCUCAACUGCCCCUCCAGCCUCGAGGUCGACCGGCGCGUGGCGGCGGCCGACGGCGAGUUCUCGCCGGACACGCAGAUCAUCCUCAGCAAGGCGCGCGACCUCCUCGUCAACACCAAUGGCGGCGGCGCCAUCAAGCAGAAAUCCUUCAGGUUCCUCCUCAAGAAGAUGUUCGUCUGCCGCGGCGGCUUCUCGCCGUCGCCGGCGCCGCCGCCCACCUUGAAGGAUCCAGUCGAAUCAAGAAUCGAAAAGUUGUUCAGGACGAUGCUUCACAAGAGGAUGAACGCUCGACCGAGUAAUGCUGCGGCGUCGUCGUCGAGGAAAUACUAUCUUGAGGAUAAGCCGAGGGAGAAGAUGCAAAGGGAGCAUCUCCAUGAUGAUGAAGAUGAUGAUGAGAAUGCAGAAGAUAUCUUUAAAUGGGACAAAACUGAUUCAGAUUUCAUUGUUCUGGAGAUGUAGACCGAGACGCACGAUUCAAUGCGAUCAUUAUUGUUUGCACAAUGACUACAUGAUGGUGGCCUGGUGUCCUGAUUUACGCGGAGGAAAAUUCGCAGUAAUUUUGAUGCCACAAUAAUCCCCAUUUGUUCAUGAGGUUCAGUUGAAUGGCGAAUCGAUCGCACGGGACAACAUACAGAACCGAAUGCGAUGCGCGACGGUGUAAUUCUGAACGAAGAUCAAACGUCGACUGGCUGGCUAGUUCAAUCAUUAUUGGAUUUGAGCUGAAAAUAGGAGAAAUUUUCAAGCUCUGUUAUCUUUUUCUUUUUUUCAGAUUUCAGAUACAGUUGGUGUACGUUUCACCAUAUAGUACUACUCCCCCCAAUGUAUACUCCAUUUCCAUUAAAUUUGUGGGAUACAGCAACAAGUUUUCAUUUCAUUUCA